UCUCUCUCUGGCCUGCUGACGUCAUCGGGCCGCUCCGCUUCCUGCCGAGUCGCCAGCGGACACACACACCCACACGCACACACUCACAUACAGAAAAAACACACACUCCUACAGGGGAAACACACACAGUGUGCAGCAGCUCCAGAGGAGACGCGGACGUGUCGGGUGGAGUUGUGUUGAGGUUCUCACUCAACAGGACGGCAGACAUCAUGGUGAACAUCCCGGAUUACUUCGCUGGGAAAAAUGUGCUCAUCACUGGAGCCACCGGCUUCAUGGGCAAGGUGCUGCUGGAGAAGCUGCUGAGGUCAUGCCCAGAGGUCAAAACUGUGUAUGUGAUGGUCAGGUCAAAAGCCGGCCAGUGUCCCAAGGCCCGCAUCGAUGACAUGGUCAGCUGCCCGUUGUUUGAAAGGUUAAAAGACGAGCAGCCCGACUUUGCGGUGAAGAUCGUUGCGGUGAGCAGUGACCUCACGCUGCCGGAGCUGGAUCUGAGCAAAGAGGAUCAGAGCGUCCUGGCUGAAAACGUCCACAUCGUCUUCCACUGCGCCGCCACCAUCCGCUUCAAUGAGCCGCUCAAAGAUGCGAUGCAGCUGAACGUCCUGGCCACACAGAAGAUGCUGGCGCUGGCCCACAGGAUGAAGCAGCUGGAGAUCUUCCUCCACGUCUCCACCGCCUACGCCAACUGUGACCGAGAGCUCAUCGAGGAAGUCGUCUACCCUCCACCCGUCGACUACCGGAGACUCAUCGAUACUCUGGACUGGAUGGAUGAUGAACUGGUUUCCACGCUGACUCCCAAGCUGAUCGGAGAACGUCCCAACACGUACACCUACACCAAAGCCUUGGCUGAGUAUAUGGUGCAGCAGGAGGCCGGGGACCUGAACGUGGCCAUCGUCAGACCCUCCAUAGUCGGAGCCAGCUGGAAGGAGCCUUUUCCAGGCUGGAUUGAUAACUUCAAUGGCCCCAGUGGGAUAUUCAUCGCAGCUGGUAAAGGGAUCCUGCGGACGAUGAGGGCGUCUAACGAUGCUGUAGCUGAUCUGGUGCCUGUGGACGUGGUCAUCAACGCCACGCUGGCUGCAGCCUGGUUCUCCGGAUCACAAAGACCUAAAAACAUCAUGGUGUACAACUGCACGACCGGUGGGAUCAACCCGUUCCGCUGGGGGGAAGUCGAGUACUGUAUAAACAUGACCUUCAAGACCAAUCCCUUAGAGCAGGCCUUCAGAAGGCCCAAUGUCAAUCUGCGCUCCAACCCCUUUACUUAUCAGUACUGGACCACUGUCGGCCACACGCUGCCGGCCCUGCUCUAUGACGGCUAUCUCAGGUUGACAGGCCGCAAGCCCCGGAUGAUGAAGACGAUCACCCGCCUCCACAAAGCCAUGAUGGUGUUGGAGUAUUUCACCAGUCACACCUGGGUGUGGAACAACGACAACGUGGGCAUGCUGUUGACCCAGAUGAGCCCCGAGGACAAGAAGAUGUUUAAUUUCGAUGUGCGGCAGCUGCACUGGGCGGAAUACAUGGAGAACUACUGCAUGGGCACCAAGAAGUACGUCCUGAACGAGGAGCUGUCCGGACUCCCUGCUGCUCGCAAACACCUGAACAAGCUCAGGAACAUCCGCUACACCUUCAACACCGUCCUGGUGGUGUUCAUCUGGCGCGUGUUCAUCGCCCGCUCCCAGAUGGCCCGAAACAUCUGGUACUUCGUGGUGAGCCUGUGCUUCAAGUUCCUCUCCUACUUCAGAGCCUCCUCCACCAUGAGAUAAUGAGCCGGGGGACGCGGCUGGCGAGGUGGAGGGACGAAGACGAGAAGAAAACCCUGGAGCUCGGCCUGUGGAAUGGUUCCACCAACACUCAAGAUGAACUGGAUCCAUUCAAACACCAGGGACACAGAUGGAGCCACUGGACGAGCCUCUGAUAUCUCAGAUAAUCUCCUCAGAGGAUUUAUCUCACAAUGUCGCAGACUAACAGCACUUGGACUAGUUUAAGAACCAGGAGCCCUCUCUCUGCUCCGGUUCACAUUCACACUCUGUGGCGCCAGCUUUACUCCGGAGCACUUCCUGUAACCCCCGCUCGCCUGGCUGCAACCUGAAGCUAUGCACUGGAUGAGGCUCUGCUGCUAGAAGCCUCCGCUGGUCCUGAGUCAGUCCAGACAUUGUGGCUGUUCCGUAGGUUUUUUCUCUAAACGUAGUCUAACCCGCUUCACCUGCUGCGUGGGUCGCGACUCUCUCACGCUAUUUUGUAUCUGCCUGUAAGUUUGUGUUGAGGGUCUUGUCAGUUUAAAAGAAAUGUUUCCAAAACCUGUUUUCAAAAAAACGUACAUGAAAGAAAGAGGCUCAGGAUGAACCGCUCGGUUUCUGGGGGACGUUGAAGAUGACGGAUUGUUUCUGAACCAACUCGGAGAAUGUUUGUUCGGGAACAGGCCGGCUUAGCGAUCGUAGAUAAAUCCGUCAUCAUCCUCAAAACCAAAGUCUUUCCACCCAUUGUUCAGGUUUCGGUCUCGUUUACCGAGACGACAUCUUAUCAACAGUUGUCAUUGGUCGUCUUUCCCUCUUCCUGCUUUGCAAACACUCGCGUCUGAAAGUCAUUAGUGACGACUCCUUUCUUGCCAAAGACUCGUAGCUCGGUGGAGGAGGAGCCCGGCGGAGUCCAGAGGAGGAGUCUCGUCACGUUCGGCUCCUUCUUUCCGUUUAAUGCUUUGAAAUGUGAACUUUCAUCUUCUCAAGUCGCAGCCAGAACACAUUCAUGUUGACUCCUCGCGUUCUCUCUUAGUAAACCCAUUUCACAUGGCUCUGACUGUCGCUUGUCUUCUUUGUGAAUUUGAUUUUGAACUAAGGAGCAGGUUUUUCAGGAUUCUUCUUCAUCUUUCUGUUCUGCCUUCAUUUUUCCUUCUCGCUAAAAAACACUUUCAGAAAAGAACGGGCAACGUAAGCUGAAAGUCGAGCAUCAUUCAUCUCCGAGUUUCCACAGGAAUCUCUCUUCAGUGCCAUAUGAAGUCUGAAGUGAACACACCUGAGGUUUACCUGUGCACAUGUUUCUAUUUCCCACACACGAUGUGUGAAGACGAGGGGUGUGACUGUGUGUCGGUUCUUUUCCUCCCCUCUUUAUUCCAGAGCUUUCAGAUCAAGAGCAGCACUCGUUGAUUUCACAUUCAAAACCCUGCGCUCUCACUCAAAUAGCUCAAACUGCGCUUGCACUCAGAUAUUUAGUUGCUUGGACAGAUUCCAUGUGCUCCAGCUUCAGCUCGGCUCCUUGCGCUCACGUUGCUUCUGUGUGCUCAUGAAACGUCUGCUCUCGGAUUUCUCCUCUGCAAACAGGUCUAACCAAGAGAUGCCAGGUGUAGAGAUGACAAAUGAACUCGCUCACCCUCUAGUUGUGGGUGCGUUCGCUGAGUGUGUAAAUAAAGAGGAUGAGAACUGUUAAAACUACCACUCAUAGGGGUGGGAACAUUUAAUUUGUCAACACUACACCUGGCAUUCUACGGGUUGGCUUGUUGCACAAAUAAGAUCCAAGAGCAGAGGAGCAAAUGAUUAACACGAGCGUAGAAGCAGCUUGAGCUCGAGGAGCUGAGCUGAAGCUGGAGCUCAUCAUUUUGAGCACAAGCAGAGCAAAUCCAAGCACAGAGAUUUGAGCGAGAGCAUUUCAAAAUCUGAUCGUGAAAUUAAUAAGUCCUGCUCUGCAACUGGAAGACCACGCUCUCGAGUAACAAGAGUGUGUGUGUGUGUGGGGGGGGGAGCAUGUCAUCUGGUCGUUUGUCGUCGUCGUUGUCGCUCGUGUCUUCAGCUUCACUCACUUCCUGUGUCUUGUGUCUUUUAACGAACGUGACUUUUCACUCCCAGCAACAUGAAGCACUUUCACACGGGCUCAUGUGAUCGGGGGGGGGGGGGGGGAGACGUGUGCAUGCGAGACUUUGUGCCUGAACCUUUGUCGAUAUUCUAACAAUGUGAAAAGAGCAAUCAGAUCUAUGUUUUCUAAUUAUUUUGUGUACAGCUCUAUUUAGGGUAGACUUCAGAAAUCAAAGGUGUAACGGAUGUAUUUUUGUGCUUAUUGACGUUGUGGCUGUUUUACUGACGCAGCUGCAGCUGCUGUAAAUAACAUACGUGUGUGAACAUGAGCGAUUUGUUUAAUAACUGUUUUAAAAAUCUGCUUGUCACUGUUUACGUACAUGUUCUUUCUGUCUGGAUGUGGAACAACACGGCCGGAAUCAUCUGCACAGAACCUGACUCAUGAAACAACAAGUUAGCAAAUUGUACUUCCCUGAAUUUGAGGCUGUGCGAUGAAUCCUCGCCGCUGUGACUCGACUUGUCGUGAAGGUGUGUGUUUGUGUGCAGGUCAGAUGUUGUGACGCUUUCAUCUGACGUGAUUUAAGUCACGUUCUCGUCGAGCUCGUUCUUGUGAUAAGAGACGUGAGAUGUGGGAAAUGAUCCUUUCUCGAUUUUUGAUGUCUGGAAAUACUGAUGUCGUUGAAAUAACCUCAGAGUGAACUCGGAAAGAGACGCGUCGAUCCUUUGAUUCAAAGGAAACCGGUUUUCAAAUCUUGAGUAUUUCCGUAUCAAAUCUUAGUUAAAGGAAUAGUUUGGACUUUGGGAAAUACAGAUGUGCUUCUUUGCUGAGUGUCGGAGGAAAUGUUCUGCUUCACCUCUUCUGUCCGGAAACACAAAUGCAUAAAUCUGUUUUUUGACAAACGCGUUUUCUAACUUUGGCAGAAAACAUUGCAUUCAUGUAAAGCUCAUAUUAAAGUUUAACAAAAUACAUUUUCAGAGUCUUUAACAAUAUACAUAUUUGUAUCUAUCAAAUCUUUUCCAUCAGGCUUUUGUUGGACUAAUUCCAUUUUGUUGUUACAAUCAUUUAAAAACAGACAUUUUGCAUAAACUCAUAAUCAAUGAACUGUUUUCAUGAAGUAGUAAAUGUGACCUGUCUGUUUCAGAGUGGACGACCUGUGUAUUAACAACAUCCGAGUGUGAGUGGUGGCUUUGUCUGUGAAUUAUCAUUUAUCUGUAACUUUUCCAGCUUCUUCUUCUUCUUCUUUUCUUUGCCUCUUCGUCCGUGGCCGACGCUUCACGGAGCCGUUCUGCUCAGGCCGAGGUUGUGGUUGAUUUUCAGACGUUUUAAAAUCUGCGUGGUUCUGAACUUCUUGUUUCAUCGCAACGUCAAAAAAAAACAAAUCGGGCCACGAUGUCGAGUUUCUCUCCACAGUCAUGCGUCCGUGUGAAACUCAAAUAAAAAAAAAACAAUAAAUCAAUGGUGCCUUUUGUUUGUAAACCAAAAAGAAGGAAUAAACAGAUUAAUCCUC
Platichthys flesus (European flounder) is the source of this 5281-nucleotide messenger RNA. RefSeq names its product fatty acyl CoA reductase 1 (gene far1). Gene Ontology annotation, cellular component: peroxisome. Gene Ontology annotation, molecular function: alcohol-forming very long-chain fatty acyl-CoA reductase (NADP+) activity. Bases 210 to 1754 code for a protein of 514 amino acids. The transcript is spliced from 13 exons. The record is from RefSeq and is a predicted model, not a curated record. Lineage: Eukaryota; Metazoa; Chordata; Actinopteri; Pleuronectiformes; Pleuronectidae. Gene Ontology annotation, biological process: long-chain fatty-acyl-CoA metabolic process.